AUGGCACGUCGAACGGUAUGGAAACCCCGGAUUCCUAGACAGUUAAUCGCAUUAUUAAAUUUAAUCAAUCAUUACCCGAUAUUGCGAGCUGCUGUCAAAUCAUUUAGUGAACGAUUUAAUCAAUUUAAAAUUUAUAGCGACAAUUUCAGUUUUCUAUACAAUAUUGGUGAUCUCCAAAAAAUAACUAAUGACGACCUUAUGAAGAGUUGCUUAGAUUUACAAAAUUAUCUAAGUGACGGAGAAUUAUAUGAUAUAGUUGCUUCUGAAUUGUAUGAAGAGUUACUAGUUUUUCGUCAUACAAUGAAAGAAGAUUCUACGCCAAUAGAAGCAUCAAGCACUCAGUUUUUAAAAACAAUUCCUGGUGCUUUUACAGCUUUUCCUAACAUAGUAAUUUCACUCCGAAUUUUGUUAACCAUACCAAUCACCUCAGCGUCAGCAGAAAGGAGUUUCUCAAAGCUCAAAAUAAUCAAAAAUUACCUAAGAAACACAAUUUCUCAAAAACGAUUGACUGAAUUGGCUACUAUUGCAAUUGAAAAUGAAACAGCAAAUACAUUGAAUUUUAUGGACGUCAUAGAGUUGUUUGCGUCCAAAAAAUCAAGAAAAAAAUUUUAA
This is a messenger RNA of Macrosiphum euphorbiae (potato aphid), 612 nucleotides long. The record is from the annotation of a GenBank genome assembly. Lineage: Eukaryota; Metazoa; Arthropoda; Insecta; Hemiptera; Aphididae.